AUUUUCUCUUUCUUUUUUUACUUGGGUUGCCUCAUUUUCCGCCAUCAUCUUAAUCUUCAUCCUCUUCUCUCCCUCUCUAUGAGUGUUUUUCAUCUUCCACGAGUUUGCUCAUCCAAAUUGUUCCAUAAAUAAACUUCAACUGAUUCGAAUUUGAUUGUUACCAUCUUUAGAGGCCAAAAAAGAAUCAACGAGAAGAAAAAGAAAAAGAAAAAGAAGAAAACAUUUUUACAUAGAAUAGAAUUUACAGUUUUUUCUACCAAAAAAAGGAAUAGAAAAACUCGUUGUUUCCUUUAACUCUGUGAUUUUUUCUUCCAUCUUGUUAACCUUACCUUAAUUUUCACUCUUAAUUAAGAAUAAGUGAUAAAUUGUUUUUCUAAUUGUGCAAAAAUUAUCGUAAAUCAACCGGUUAAUUGAGUUAAUCUUUUCUUUCUCUACAUGAGGACUAUUAUCAUGGCUUCCAAAUGAUCGCCAUCUUAUUUUGAUUAUCUUAUGAUGAAUCAUAAGGCCAACAAAAAAUUUUCUUCUCUUCUGUGAUUUCAUCUUUUUUUUCGUUUCUAUUUCGCCAACAACAUUUUCUUGUCUGUUACCAAUAUAAAUUCAACACCAUCUUCAUCAUCUCAUCAGUAAAAUUCACAUCGGUGGUAUUUUUAGCUUUAAAUUCUGGUAGUUUCUCAGAAAAUUCUAGUAACUCAUCUCGCCAUUUUCCUCUGUGUAUCUUCUUGAUUCUUGAUUAAGGUAAAGUGAGAGAGAGAAAAGGGUCGUAUUCUCACAUAGGUGUUUUCUUUUGUUCUUCUUCUUUAGAAUUAAAUUCUAUUCUAUCAGCCUGUAAAUUGAAGUGUUUUAAUCAUGGCCACUGCUUGGGAUAAAUUGGAACAAUUGUUAACCUGUGCAAUAUGUUUGGAUCGAUUUCGAAACCCAAAGAUGCUUCCAUGUCAACACAGUUUCUGCCAAGAACCUUGUAUGGAAGGUCUUCAAGAUUAUGCCCGACGGCAGAUUAAAUGCCCUGAAUGUCGAGCUGAACAUCGGAUACCUUUUCAAGGAAUUCAAUCCUAUCCCACCAAUGUUACUCUUCAACGGUUCCUUGAGUUACACCAAAGUAUAACCGGUGAAGAGCCUGAACCUGUUCCCUCCAUGAUGGAAAGGUGUGGUGUCUGUUCAGAGAAAUCAACAGUUACUCGAUGUAAUCAUUGUGAUAAAAAGGUUUGCCCCGAGUGUAAAGAAGCUCAUAUUGAUAUUCUUAAACGUGAAAUCUCACGUAUUUGUCAUCAAGUUCGUCGAGCUCUCAAUAGAUUACAAGAUGCUCUCUCACAAACCGAACGCUCAAUGGAAAGGUUAAAUGUUAACUCGGUUCACAUUCGUGAUGAAAUUGAAGAGAUUGUCCGACGAUUUGUUCGUGAUUUAAAAGCUCAAGAGGAUAAAAUGUUAAAAGAUUUGGAAACUUAUUCACAAGUAGAAUCGAAAAAUUUAACCAAAUUAAAGGAAGAUCUUGCCAUUGAGUAUGAUUUUCUUAAAGAUAAUUGUGACCUGGUUGAGAAAAAUAUCGUCGACCCAGAGAAAACCUGGAAUGAUGUUGAACUUUGUGAGGUGAAAUUUAUUUUUGUUAAAACUCUCGAUUUUCUAAGAAAUUUUGAUGCCGAUGCUGCCGAUUAUACUCGAGGUAUGAAGUUCUUGCCAAGCUCAGAGUUGGACUCACUUCGCCGUAAUUUGGUUAAUUUUGGUGAACUUAAACUGUCAACUCUCGAAGAAUCUAACGCUAAUGUACAUGCCUCAUCUCCUGGUUUAAUGUCCACCACUGGGGUCGGUUCAUCUUCUUUGUCGGUCCCCCAACAAAGUAUGCUCAUGAGAAGUCAGAGUGACCAUCGAUUGGCAACACAAUUUGCCCGUCGUGACUCGCGAAUGACUGAUUUAACUCAAAGUCGACUCAAUACUCCAGGUUAUUCUGAUUCCGAGAAAGAUCCUCGUGAUCCUAAUAGAGCCACAUCUCCCAGCGGUUAUUCAUCUCGAUCUCGACGAGAUGAUACAAGUCGACUUGGAAGUAGGUAUGGAGAUGAUAGUCGAGAUCCAACAUCUCGUCGAUUCCUUCGAGAUUCUAGUGAUACUUAUCGUCCUGGUGGAUAUUCUCGUACAGAUGAAGAUUCUUUCUCCACUGGGCCUCAGUUCAAAUCUCGUUUCAUGAGAGAACGAGGUGGUGAAUUGGGUUUCGAUGAUUUCGAUUAUGAUCCAUCAACUUACAUGCCUCGAAGUGUACGAUUUGAGGAACCCUCAUCAACCACCCCAACAGCAACUUCAUCUGCUCCACUAGUCAAAGUUUUCGACACACCAGAAGCACCAAGAGGUUGUCUCAGUGGGAUUGUUAAAAUUUCCGAUACUGCUCAUUAUAUGGAGCGUUCACAUGAGAAUGAGGUUCGAGCUAAGGUUGAAAAAGAAAAGAAAGAAGAGGAAUCACGAAGUCUUCCCCCACCAACAUCAGUAUCCUCGUACCAACCACCCUCAAGACCCAGGCCACCCUCUCGUCAGGUAUCCGAAGAUGAGAUUGAAAAGCAAAAGAAAAUGAAUCAAGCGGCAUCCGCAGCAUCAAAUGUCACCCCCAGUAGAGCCAACAAUUCAUCCGCGUUAGGUAAUAGCAAUUUAACCACAACAACAGCCAAUAGUUUAUCAAGUAAUUUAGCUCCAUCCAGCAUUGGAUUAACCUCUUCAUCAACACCAAAUUCAUUAGAUAAUUACGGUUCCAGUUUAUCGUCCACCACAGUGCCAUCCUCUGACACUAUCCGACCUGUUGCUCGACGAGUCGGUUCAACUAGAGAUGAUGAUGAUUUAAGCACAGGUCGAUCUUAUCGUGAUAACAAUACUUCCUCGACUACAACAACAACACCAUCCUCUCGACGUGGAGUUGGCUCAAGUGAGCUAACCUCAAGUUCAUUGGUUGAUGAUAAUGACGAUGAUCUUGAUAGUUCUAAUUUAUCCCGAAUUGGACGCAGACGACGUGGAUCAUUAUCUGGAGAAGAUUCAAAAGAUUCGUUGUCAAGUCGCUCAUCACAACCAACGCAAGCAUCUUCUGCAUCAUCAACAGCAUCCUCAUCACCUUCAACAACUGGCACUUCAAGGUCAGUACGGGCGCCGUUGGCAAAGAACCUACCGAUAGCCGAAGAAGAAGAAGAUAGAGAUCGUGACUUAACAAGAAGACGAGGACCAAAAUCAUCAUCAUUAGUUACCAAUAAUCCAGCCUCAUCAUUAGGCUCAUCGACUUUCGGGACAUUCAAUCGCAACAGAAGUGAGAAUCGAAACGACGACAAUGAAUAUAACUCGAGAGGAGCAUCGACCAGCGUUGGACGAAAAGAUGAUGUAGAUGAUCAAGACGAAGAUGAGGAUGAAGAGGAAGACGACGUAGAAGGAGAAGAAGAAGAGAUUGAAGAAGAGGAGGAAGAUGAGGAGGAGGAGGAAGAGGAAGAAGAUGGAGACAAUGAGGAACCAGAGGAGGAAGAAGCUGUCGAGGAAGAAGAAGAAGAAGAAGAAGAAGAAGAUGGAGAAGAUGAAGAUGAUGACGAAGAGGAAGAGGAAGAGGAAGAAGAAGAUAAUGAUGCUGAUUCAGGAGCUUGUGAUGCUGAAUCAUCUCGAACAAAUUAUCAAACUUAUUCUCAAAGAAUGGGUCGCCCUACGGCUUCUUACACUCCUGAGACUCCUCGUCAUCGAUAUUCAAGCGCAAUGACAACCCCAUCAUCACCUUUAUCAGCAACACCGUCAGUAUAUCAGAAUAAAAACACGACCACUGCCUAUCAAUCAUCGACAGCUCCAAACUCCUCUUUCUCUCCAUCAUCCACAUUACCAGGCUCUCUCCAUACGAAUCAUCAAAAACAUCCUACUUCUCAUUCAACUUCUGACCAAACUGACAAAGGUCGAGAAAAUGGGAUACCUUGUUCGGUUUCUGACCUGCUUAACCGUAGCGCUCAAGUCCGUCGAGACAGUACUGAACUGAGGCAUCGAUUUUUUGAAUUAGAUAAACCCAAUAAUUUACCUUCUCAGGUUUCAAGUGACUCUCGUAAGAGUAGCUUAGCUUGUUCGAGCCCCACUCAUCGUGGUUCACCUAGAUGGCCUCAAGGGUCAAGUACAGAAAAGUCUAGUUCAACUUUAAGAAACUUACCUUUGACUAAAAGGUUAGGUAGUAGUUCACUUGAUUCAACAAAAUCGUCAGCAUCAUCGUCAUCACCAUCAUCAAAUCGUCCAUCUAAGACCAGUUUUCAUGCUCGUUCAUUACCAAAAGACAGACUUGAUCGCACAGUUUCACCGCGAAACCUCAAACGCCAUGAUAAACAUAGUGAUCACUCUCGAUCACGACAAAAUCCUUCCUCAUCUUCCUCUCCUUCCUAUGCCCUUCCCUCUUCAUCAAACGAUCAGCAUGAAUCAUUCAGGUUCCAUAAUACUAAUCAAGAAAAAAGGUCAGUUUAUGCGAGUGCACGUCCAAAGUCAAAUGAAUCUGCAAGUGGCUUUGACAAUCGUACGACAACAACAACAUCGAAAUCGAAAAAAUCUAAUCCAUCCUUGCUUAAUUUAGAUCGAUCAAAUUAUCAUUCAACUGCUUAUCAGUCUAAUCCAGCCUCCGAUCGGCACAUCUCAUCAGCGCUAACCAGCAAUCCAUCAGCUGUUUAUGCUUCAACCUCCGCCGCUGUUGCUUCAAAUGCUUUAUCAUCAGGCUUAAAUUAUCAUGAUUUAUCUAAUUCCAGGCUAAGUCGAAGUAAAAGUUCCCAUUUACUUGGAGUGUAUUCUUCAGGUCAUGACGGAAGUGAUGAUGAUGAUGAUACUUCGACCCCAUCAGUGCCCACCUAUCGAAGUCGUUAUGCCGAAGCAAAUUAUGGUAAAGAAGGUCGUUAUCAGUAUCGAACUCGAGCUCAACCUAAAGACAGAGAGAGAAGUCCAACUCUGGAAGAUAAUUCUGGUCCAAGAGACAAUAGUACUGGAGCAAAUGCUUGGUCACAAUAUUUGCGAAACAAAUAUGGUUCAAGUCGUAAUUCAUCUGCAAGUUCAACUGGUUCCGCCUCGCGUGGUACCGCUGGUGGAAAAGCGGGCUUGAGUAAAAGUAAAAGUUCCCAUGCUGUUUAUUCACGAAACAUAUCGGACAGUUCAGAUGACGACGGAGGUCCAACAACUACUUUGGGUGGACCGAAAGUUAUGUCGAGAAAGGGAAGUCUAGAUGCAAGCGAUUCUAUCCCUGGGAGUGUUGGUGCGAGCGGGACCAGCGGUGGAGGUGAAGGUGGUCGUCGGCCAUCUUAUGGUUAUAAUCUUCCCCGAUCAACUUACCUUCAAAAGCGUAAGAUGAUGUUCAAAAUUGGUACUCGAGGAACGGAACCGGGAUGUUUCACUUGGCCUCGAGGUAUCGCUUGUGGUCCUGAUAAUAGUAUUGUAAUCGCUGAUUCGUCCAACCAUCGGGUUCAAGUGUUUGAUUCAACUGGUCGUUUUCUCCAUGAAUUUGGUUCUUACGGAUCAGGCGAAGGGGAAUUUGAUUGUCUUGCUGGAGUUGCCGUCAACCGAAUUGGACAGUAUAUCGUUUCCGACAGGUACAAUCAUCGAGUUCAAAUAUUCGAUCCAUCGGGUAGAUUUUUACGAUCUUUUGGUUGUGAAGGUCGAGUCGAUGGUCGAUUCAGUUACCCGUGGGGCAUCACCACGGAUUCACUUGGAUUCAUUUACGUUUGUGACAAGGAAAAUCAUCGAGUCCAAGUCUUCCAGUCCGACGGAACCUUCGUCGGUAAAUUUGGAGCGAUAGGCAAUCGACCAGGUCUCCUUGAACAUCCCCACUACAUCGCAGUGUCCAACACCAAUCGUGUGAUUGUCAGUGAUUCAAAUAAUCAUCGAAUUCAAAUAUUCGAUGUCAAUGGUCGCUCUUUGUCAACCUUCGGAUGCGAAGGUACCGAAGAAGGUCAAUUUAAGUUUCCACGAGGUAUCGCCGUUGAUGAUCAGGGUUAUAUUAUCGUCGGUGAUUCUGGCAAUAAUAGAAUUCAAAUAUUCAAUCCUGAUGGUACUUUCUUAAAGGCUUUCGGUAGUUGGGGCUCAAGCGAAGGUGAAUUCAAGGGACUCGAAGGUGUCGCAGUUUCGACUACUGGAAACAUUUUGGUUUGUGAUCGGGAAAAUCAUCGAAUUCAAGUUUUUUAAUCUAAAUUUGGCUCAAUCAACUACAAUUAACUUUUCUAAUUGUUUCGAUUCAACAAAAUACAGUCCAAAAAGCUAAAGGAAACACGAUAACUUUACCAAAAUUUUGGCCUGAUGGUUAAAUUGUUGUCAAUCAAUUACUAAUUACGACAGGAUUACAUUCACCGAUGUCGCAAUUUACUAAUUUAUAAUCAUAAGAUUAAUUAUAUUGUAUGUUGAAUAAUCAACAAAUCCUUAAAUUAUUAUCUUUUACAAUCUUUAGUUUUAAUUGUUCCCUCACCUAUUGAGCUCUAAUUAAGUAAAUUGUAAAACCCUCAUCAUUUCAUCACAACAAUUAACUAGUCACCUAGAUUCCUGAUACGAUCUGAAUUUGUUAUUUAGCUAAAUUUACCAUUCGAUAAACUCUCAGCAAUCAAAUUUAACCCAAUUGUUAUAAUCUAAUUCUAACUACGCUUCUUAAUUGUUGACCUUUAAUUUUCUUGAUUCGCCUCAUUCCUUUUCUUCAUCUUCUUCUUAAUCAUGAUUUCGUAAACGAAAGUGCAAAGUCUAGAUUAUUAAUUAAUAUUCAACUUUAACAAUCAGUUAAUUGUUUCUUCUUCUUCAAACAAUCAAUCUCAUCAAUUCUCUAAAUUUACAUUUAAUUGAUUUAAAAUCUAUCUUUUUUUUUCAUCUCAAUUAUUGUUAAUUAAAAUUUCAUCAAAUGAUUUAAUUGUACCAACGAAUUAAAACUUUACGAAUAAAAGGAAAAUUUAAAUUGCAA
This is a messenger RNA of Panonychus citri (citrus red mite), 6898 nucleotides long. It is a transcript of the gene tn, whose product is annotated as RING finger protein nhl-1-like. Gene Ontology annotation, biological process: negative regulation of translation; proteasome-mediated ubiquitin-dependent protein catabolic process; protein polyubiquitination. The coding region runs from base 847 to 6141 and encodes 1764 amino acids. The transcript has 7 exons. Gene Ontology annotation, molecular function: zinc ion binding; ubiquitin protein ligase activity; protein binding. NCBI's taxonomy places the organism in Eukaryota, Metazoa, Arthropoda, Arachnida, Trombidiformes, Tetranychidae. The record is from RefSeq and is a predicted model, not a curated record.